UUCUGAAGAUAUCUGCAGAUUUCUGUCAAUCUCUUCGGUCGAAAUUCACUUCUGAGAUAUUUUACCGGUACCUUCUUGUAGUCAGCGUUCAUGAAUGAGACAUUUAAUUUUUUGACUGGUGUUUGGGAGACGAAUACUGAAAAUCUCUUUCUUUAUUGAAACCUAUGUCUACAAGUUUUCUGCUUAAUGAGAAUUCACCCUAGCAGAAGCUAUGGGGGUUAGAAAUUUGUUAGUCUCUACGGUACUUUUUUCCUGCAUAGUUAUAUCGCUGACCUACAACGGUGAUAUAAUUUACGCCGUUAACGCUGGUGGCGAAUCACACACUGAUUAUUGGGGUGUGCAUUAUGAUAAAGAUCCAUUAACUGGCAAAGUUGGAACGGCAUCUAGUUAUGGAAAACAGUUGGUGAUUGGGAGAGUGCCUACCGAAGACCAAAUUUUAUAUCAAACUGAAAGAUACCACCAUAGUACAUUUGGGUAUGAUAUUCCAAUUGAUGAGGACGGAGAGUAUGUGUUGGUAUUAAAAUUUUGUGAAGUUUAUUUCAAUUCAGCUAAUAAGAAGGUGUUCGAUAUUGUGCUGAAUGGAGACCAUACCAUAGUUAGUGAUUUAGAUAUUUAUGAUCGUGUCGGACGAGGAGUUGCACAUGAUGAGUAUGUUCCAUUUACGGUUUUAAAUGACAAACUCUUCGUCAAUGGUGCUGAAUCCGACAUUCAAAGUGGGAUGAUAAGAGUGGAGUUUAUAAAGGGAUACAGAGACAAUCCAAAAAUUAAUGCACUUUAUGUAAUAAGAGGUCGUCUAGAUGAUGUGCCUAAGCUGCCUUAUUAUCAGUCAGACAGUGAAUAUGAUGAAAUGAAAGAGCGUGAAGAAGACAUAAAAAUGAAAAGCCGCAAGCCAAGUGGACCACGAACUCCAGAUCCAUAUUCUGUCGAUGAUACUGCUAUCAUGUUACCGUUAUUCGUGGCAAUAGGAGCAUUCAUUCCCCUCUUAUUUUGCUUGUGUAAACUAUGAUGUACUAAAAUCUAUGUUUAGGCCAAGGGAACUUGCUUCCUCGUGAUGAUUAAUAGUCUGGUAGACAAUUGUUGAAGUUUUGUUAGAAACUUAAUCACUAUGAAGAUUUUAUCUAUGUGUAUGUGAACCACUCUGGUUCUUGAAUGUUCAGAAACCUUCAAAUGUGAUAAUCUAGGUCUGAAUAGCUGCUUAUUCUUUGUAGAACUUUCACUCAAAGUAUAUGAAAGAAAUCAUACUUAUAUUUGGGUUUUCAAAUUUAUUCUACAUUAAAUUAACUGCUUUUCUCUGAAGACUGUAAUUAUAAGGUUCCUGAGUAUUUGUGUCUUGGUAUGGAAUUCCAAGUUGGUCAACAUGUUGUAACGUGGAUAAUUUCUGCAUUAUGCUGUUGAAAAGUGAUACUCGCGAAAACAUGCUUCAUCGUGCUCUAAAUUAACUGAACAAAAACCUCAUUAAUGGAUGAGCAUUUUCAAAACAAAUUAUUGUACAUGUAUAGGUUUCAGAUAUGAGAUCUUUAAAACAUGUCCAUCUUCUACAAUCAGGCCAAAUUUGCAGCGUAUAAUUUUUUAAAAAGAAAAUGUAGAGUUUCAUUAAUCAAGUACCUUAGUGUGAUGGUCUUUUUUCAAAAAAGACAUUUUUCUGUUGUUGGAUUUAUUGACACGACUAGUCUCUACUGAUCUGUUUCUUUUUUUUUGUAGAACUGUUAGUGUAAGUGCAAAGUGUGAUUUCUUACUUAAUACCACAUUUUUGUUGUUGUGUUUUUGUUUUAUGAGUUUUGCUCACUGAAUUUUGAUUUCAAUCUCAGUCUGCAUUGCCUAUUCUCCCAGAGAAUUUGGGGCUGCUUCAUCCUGUGCUGCUAGAUGUGCUCUCAAAUAAUUUUGUUGUCUUCCUGUAUUUAUACUUAUUUGGAUUCAUUGAACAUUCUGUGCUUUUGGUUGAAUCAUGAAUUCUACGGUCUUAGUUACUUAAUUUGUAUGUAUUUGUCCAUAUGAUGAUUUUCCUGUAUCUGCGUUUAACUAGAAUCAGAGCCAGAACCUGACAGCUAAAUUGACAUUUGCAAGUGGUUUUUAAUGUUUAUUGACGAAGGAAUAGGGUGCCUUUUUCCUUUCUUUUGGUGUACCUUUGCAUAUUGAUUGCACCUUAGCUCUUAAGUCUUUGUCUGUUUUUAUUUAUUUGUCCGUCUCUUACUUAUAACAAGACCAAUAUUGAAAAGACAAUGUAUUCAUUCUAUUUCUUAAACAUUUAAUAUAAGCUACGAGGGUUUCAGUGCAAUGGAUAGUUGUGUUCCAUUUGUUUGGUUGUAUAUUGUAAUUGUUGAAGCAUACUCUGUGACAGCACUCUCUAUUUAUACUAAUUUUCAAACAUGAUAAUGGAAUCAUUCUUUAUAAAAGAGAUACUUAAUAAAGUUAAAUGGCUGAAGUUUUGUUAGGUAGGCAAGAUCACUUUUAAUUAUUUUAAUUUAUUGUUUUUAGACCGAAUGUAUUAUUUCACCAACACUGUGCAGAACCAGUUUUACCUAACAUGGUUUGGCUACUUCGCAAUAGCUUUGUGAUUUUUUUUUGUUUUGUUAAAUUUUAACUAUGAUUUUAAGUAGUGUGUUUAUUUUCUUGAACCUGUGCUUGAGGGACUUUGUUCUGUCAUAAAUUUGUAAUAAAAUUGUUGCUCUUGUUGUGUGCUGGAA
Messenger RNA from Thrips palmi, 2684 nucleotides. Its product is annotated as malectin-B. The record is from RefSeq and is a predicted model, not a curated record. Bases 212 to 1006 code for a protein of 264 amino acids. The transcript is spliced from 4 exons. Lineage: Eukaryota; Metazoa; Arthropoda; Insecta; Thysanoptera; Thripidae. Gene Ontology annotation, cellular component: membrane. Gene Ontology annotation, molecular function: carbohydrate binding.